UGGCAGCGGGCACCCAGGGCCUGGCCCGGCCGUCCCGGGGAGCCGGGCAGUGCCCGGGCGCAGCCCCGCGUCCUUCUGGGCAGUGGCUCUCACUUCUUUCUCUCCUUUCUUUUUUCCCUCGCCGUUCCAAGGCCAGCGAUUCGGGGCCGGGAUCCCAGCGAUGCCAUAAAGACCGCGGCUGGCAGGGAGGCUUUGGAAGAGGCAGCAUUCGCGGGGAGCAGCCCGGGACGAGCUUAUUCCAUGUCGGAGCAGCACCGACACCCCUGCCCCGUGCCACCCACUCCCCCUGCGCCCCGGGCAGCCCAGGAGAGGAGAGGGACGGCUCGCCGAGAGCAGCUUAAGCAAAGGAAAAGGUGACCACGAUGCUGCACCAUGGGAAGCACUGGAGGUCCAUGUGCAAGGGGCUCGUCCUGGGGACCCUCCUGACCAGCUUCAUGCUGCUGCUCUACUCCUAUGCCAUCCCCCCACUGCAAGUCAGCAUGACAGAGCUCCCCGUCCCCGCCUCCUGCUCCUCCUACCCGGCUACCAGCAAGGCGCCGGCAGCGUCCAGCAACGGCACGGGCAGCGCGCCGGGCCGCAGCUGCUCGCCCAAGCUCAACAUCAUGUUCAUGAAGACCCACAAGACGGCCAGCAGCACCAUCCUCAACAUCCUCUUCCGCUUCGGGGAGAAGCACGGCCUGAAGUUCGCCUUCCCCAACGGCCGCAACGACUUCUACUACCCUGCCUUCUUCGAGCGCAGCCAGGUGCAGCACUACCGCCCGGGCGCCUGCUUCAACAUCAUCUGCAACCACAUGCGGUUCCGCCACCGCGAGGUGCGCAGCCUCCUGCCGCCCGACGCCGCCUUCGUCACCGUGCUGCGGGACCCUGCCUACCUCUUCGAGUCCUCCUUCCACUACUUCGGCCGCGUCAUCCCCCUCACCUGGAAGCUGGCCGGGGAGGACAAGCUGGCCGAGUUCCUCCGGGACCCCUGGCACUACUACGACCCCAGCGGGUUCAACGCUCACUACCUCCAAAACCUCCUCUUCUUCGACCUGGGCUACGACAACAACAUGAACGCCGAGAGCCCGCUGGUGGAGGAGCACAUCCGAGAGAUCGAUCGCCGCUUCCACCUCGUCAUGUUGCUCGAGUACUUCGACGAGUCGCUGGUGCUGCUGAAGGACCUGCUGUGCUGGCAGCUGGAGGACGUCCUCUACUUCAAGCUCAACGCCCGCAAGGGCUCCACCGUCUCCCGGCUGACGCCGGAGCUCUACGAGAAGGCCACCUCCUGGAACCUCAUCGACGCCAAGCUCUACCGCUACUUCAAUGCCACCUUCUGGCGGAAAGUGGAGGCCUACGGCAGGGAGCGGAUGGCCAAGGACGUGGCCGAGCUGCAGCGGGAGAACGAGAAGAUGAAGAGCAUCUGCAUCGACGGGGGGCACCCCGUGGAUGCCAGCGCCAUCCAAGAGUCCUCCAUGCAACCCUGGCAGCCUCUGGGGGAGAAAUCCAUCCUGGGCUACAACUUGAAGAAGAAGAUCAACAAGAAGCACCAGAAGCUGUGCCGCAAGAUGCUGACGCCCGAGAUCCAGUACCUGACUGACCUGGGGGUCAACCUCUGGAUCACCAAGCUGUGGAGCCGCGUCAGGGACUUCCUGAAGUGGUAGGGGGCGGCGGGCACCCCGCCGGCCCCAGGGCAGAGCCAGGUGCUUUCCUCCUUCAUCCUCGUGCUGUCUUGCCAUGGGACCCGAGCAGCACCAGCUGGAGGCUGUGGCGCCCAGAAACACCCCGGGGGACCCUCCCCUAGAGCCCCAGCUCGGGCUGCCGCCGCCCACCGGCGAGGAGCGGAGCCUCUGCCCCAGCCCUGC
Messenger RNA from Dryobates pubescens (Downy woodpecker), 1841 nucleotides. RefSeq names its product galactose-3-O-sulfotransferase 1 (gene GAL3ST1). The record is from RefSeq and is a predicted model, not a curated record. The transcript is spliced from 3 exons. Gene Ontology annotation, molecular function: galactosylceramide sulfotransferase activity. Lineage: Eukaryota; Metazoa; Chordata; Aves; Piciformes; Picidae. Bases 363 to 1640 code for a protein of 425 amino acids. Gene Ontology annotation, cellular component: membrane. Gene Ontology annotation, biological process: galactosylceramide biosynthetic process; myelination.